CCUACCUUUAGCCUGGCCAACCCAACUUCUUGCCACCACGCGGCCGAAGUGGCCGCCGGCCUUCGCCAUGCCGAUGGGGGGGAUGGGCAUGGGCUCGAUGGGCCCUGUGCCGCCGGCAGAGAUGGAAAACUUGGCGGGCCCGCUGCACACGCGGCCCAGGCCGCCGCUGCAGCCAUCUCGAGACGAGCUGGACGCCCUGUCGUUGGCAGCCCACGCCCGGGUGAGAGCCAGGGAAGAUGCCAAGAUGUCCCAGCUGCAAGUGAUGGAGGCGCUGCGCAGUGUUAGCCAGGCGCAGGACGCUGCUGAGAAGGCCACUUUAUCCGCCCGGAAGGCCCAAGAGAUCCGCUCCAGCGUGCAAGAGGUCCGGAACGAAUCUGAUCGUGUCUACCUCGGCUUGGGCAUCCCCAAGAUUGGCAAAUUCUUUGAUGGCACGAAGAUGUGAGUCGGAG
This is a messenger RNA of Effrenium voratum, 449 nucleotides long. NCBI's taxonomy places the organism in Eukaryota, Dinophyceae, Suessiales, Symbiodiniaceae. The record is from the annotation of a GenBank genome assembly.